Messenger RNA from Capsicum annuum, 1838 nucleotides. RefSeq names its product mogroside IE synthase. Gene Ontology annotation, molecular function: UDP-glycosyltransferase activity. Lineage: Eukaryota; Viridiplantae; Streptophyta; Magnoliopsida; Solanales; Solanaceae. The coding region runs from base 110 to 1525 and encodes 471 amino acids. The transcript is spliced from 2 exons. The record is from RefSeq and is a predicted model, not a curated record.
GUCCAUGUUGAUGUCACAGCAAAGAUCAUAAACAGAAGAAGUCGUGAGUUGUUCAGUCUCUUCUUUCCUUUCUGGCAGUAGUAGAUUUUCUGGCAAAUUGGUUUGGACAAUGGAGCAAGGGAGAGUUGAGAAAGCACAUCAUAUUGUGGUGCUAGCAGAUCAGGGACAGGGCCAUAUUAAUCCAAUGCUCCAAUUCUCAAAACGCUUGGCUUCCAAAGGAAUCAAAAUCACUGUAGCCACCACACUCUCCAAUGCCAAGGCCAUGAAAGCUGCUUUUUCCGACUCCAUGAUCACUUUUGAAUCUAUCUACGAUGAUUGCUCCGAAGGUGGGGUGGUAGGACCUGGAGGUUUUAAAGGAUUUCUAGACAGAUUCCAAGCCAGUGGCUCAACAAACCUCACUAAAUUCAUCUCGGAUCAAGUGCAUACUGAACGCCCUGUAAAGUGCCUUGUUUAUGAUGCUAACAUUUCCUGGGCUUCCAAUAUUACAACCCAAUUGGGCAUAGCUGGCGCGGCCUUUUUCACUCAGUCAUGUGCUACUGCUGCUACCUACUAUCCCAUGUACUGUGAGGUUUAUGAGAAGACUCCUCCUUCCAUGCCUAGUUUUCCGGUCAUGACAGGAUUGCCCAAGCUCAGGUUUCCGAAUCUGCCAUCUCUUGGCUGUAGCGCUGGUCGUUAUCCCCCAAUAAUCAUGCACAUACUUGGCCAGUUUGACAACUUUGAAAAGGCAGACUGGGUCCUCUUUAACUCAUUCGAUAAGUUGGAAGAAGAGGUUGUCGAUUGGAUGAAGAAACUUUGGAAUGCAGUAACGAUAGGUCCAACGUUGCCAUCAUUUUAUCUUGACAAACGAGUUGAAAAUGAUAACGAGUAUGGCUUCAAUGUUCAUAAGCCAAAUUCCAGCAAGUGCAUGGAGUGGCUUGACAAUAAGAAGACUGGAUCGGUCGUCUACGUCUCUUUUGGAAGUGCAGCAAAUUUGAGCACAGAACAAAUAACAGAAGUAGCUGAUGCGCUCAGGCAAAGCAACGUUAUGUUCUUAUGGGUGGUGAAACCAGAUGAACAGAGAAAUCUUCCCAGCGAUUUCACCAGAAAGACAUCAGGUAAGGGAUUGGUUGUGACAUGGUGCUCACAAUUAGCGAUACUAGCACAUCAUGCAAUUGGAUGCUUCAUAUCACACUGCGGAUGGAACUCAACCUUAGAAGCAAUAAGCUUCGGUGUUCCCAUAGUUGCAGUGCCUCAAAUUUUAGACCAAAUAAUCAAUGCGCAUUUUCUAGAGAGAGUUUGGGGCGUGGGAUUGAUAGCAAAAGCAAAUGAGGGCGAUAAAGGCGUUACUGCAAGUGAGGAGAUAUGCAGGUGCAUCAAGGAGGUUUUAAGGGGGGAGAGAGGGCAAGAAAUUAGAAAGAAUAUAACUAGCUUGAAAGAAUUGGCUAAGGAGGCCAUCGACACAAGUGGAAGUUCAGACAAACAUAUCGAUGAGUUCAUUGCACAGCUUGAUCCUGCCUACUUGAGACAGAGAUCAAACUGCAACUGAAAUUUUACAAUUUAUCGGACUUGCAUUGUAGGGAUUUGAGAGCUCUGAUCUCAUUACACUAUUUUGCUACCUUACAUCUCAGUAGAGCUAGAGCUAGUCCCAUCCUUCUUCUCCACAAUUUUUGGGAUACUAGCAAGCCCCACAAACAACUUUACGUGCUUGACCAGAUGGGGGAGAUCACGUACCUUUGUCACCCACUUGGGCUUCACUUGGGAAAAUACUCCAAUACUAUUACGGUUCGUUUGGUUUGAAAGCAAGUUAUGCUGGAAUUAGUUAUGUUAUGAUAAGUUAUGAUGAAAUUAUUUCUUAUUGA